Gekko japonicus is the source of this 3962-nucleotide messenger RNA. It is a transcript of the gene AXL, whose product is annotated as AXL receptor tyrosine kinase. Gene Ontology annotation, biological process: phagocytosis; nervous system development; protein phosphorylation. Gene Ontology annotation, molecular function: protein binding; transmembrane receptor protein tyrosine kinase activity; ATP binding. Gene Ontology annotation, cellular component: signaling receptor complex. The record is from RefSeq and is a predicted model, not a curated record. Lineage: Eukaryota; Metazoa; Chordata; Lepidosauria; Squamata; Gekkonidae. The transcript has 20 exons. The coding region runs from base 547 to 3189 and encodes 880 amino acids.
AAACGGCGGAGUAGGGGGGAGAAACGGAGCCAAGGAGUCGAUGCCAAGCGGAUGCCAACUUGGGAACUGGAGGCGCGGGGUAUUUUCUUAGCACCUGGGCACCCUUGGGGACGCGCACACCCCUUUUUUCCCGUCUGUCGUUCCUGGGACAAAACAAGUUUCGAAGCUGGGAAGAUCGUUCUGAAUUUUUUCCCCUUUUUCCCCGUCUGUCGUUCCUGGGACUAAACAAGUUUCAAAGCUGGGAAGAUCGUUCUGAAUUCCCACCAGGGCUUCCUCGGCCGGUCGAAUCUCUCUUUUUUUCCCCCCUCGCCUUUGGAUCCGUCGCCGGAGCGCUCUCUUGGGCGCUGACUUCACCGGGCGGGUUUCGUCACUUGUUUUCUACGAUAACUUUUUUUGGCAUUUAUUUUGGACCUCGCGGCGGACGUCGGGAGCCCCGAUCGCUGGGGAGGAGGAGGAGGAAAACGGUCCCUCUGCCUCGGUCCCGCUCCGAUGAAGCAUUAGACACCCUCCCCAUCCCACCCCAGGAGCAGAGAUUCGGUGGGGAGAAUGGAUCGCCUUGGCAACUCGCUUCUCUUCUGCCUGCUGCUUUGGUGGAUGGGGGCCCCCAGCGACCAAGAAGCCAUCUACUUCCUGGAAGGCCCCUUCAACCUGACUUCCUCCUUGGGGAAGGAUGUGAAACUGUCCUGUUCCGUCCACUCCAUCGGCGAUCCGCCGGAGGUCAGCUGGAUUCGCGAUGGCGACGUGCUGGAGCUCGCCGACAGUAACCAGGUUCAGGUGCCCCUGGAUGAAGAGCAGUGGGUGACCACUAGUGUACUGAGCAUCCCUUCUGUGCAGCUUUCGGACAUGGGGAAUUACCAGUGCGCGGUGACGGUGAACGGGUCUGACGUCUUCUCCGACAGCGCGUAUUUGGGACUGGAAGGUCUCCCCUUCUUCGCCGACGAACCCGAAGACAUGGAGGUGACGGCCGGGACUCCUUUCAACCUCACCUGCGGGGCGCAGGGACCACCGGAGCCGGUGCAGGUGAUUUGGCUGCAAGACAGCGUUCCUCUCAACUCCCUGGGGGACCCUCUAUCACGGACCCCUUCGGUACUGGCCGUGAGAGGUCUGAACCGCAGCAGCACCUUCUCGUGUGAGGCCUACAACGCUAAGGGAAUGAGCACCUCGCGGACAGCCACGGUGACAGUCGUACCCGGACGGCCGCAUGCCUUAACCCUGGUGCGCCCCACGGACAACAGCCUGGAAGUGGCGUGGCAGCCCAGCCCGAGCGGAGCCUACCCGCUGGAGGUCUGCACCGUCCAGGCUGUGCGCUCGGACGAGGACCUCAGCACCGUCUCAGAGAGGGCACUCUAUAACCAGAACCUCAACGUGCCCCCCUUCAGCCACUCUCUGGUCGGGCUGACCCCCUUCACCCCCUACCACGUGCGCGUGUCCUGUCGAUCCAGAGAGGGCAACUCUCCGUGGACGCACUGGGUUGCCAUGGAGACUCUGGAAGGAGUGCCAACAGCUGCCCCGGAGAACAUCACGGCCUUUCAGAACGGCACCUGCACCAUCGUCCAGUGGGGGGAGCCGCUCGGCAACGUCAAUGGGAUCCUGCGCGGGUACAAGCUCAUCUGUCAGAAAGGCGACUUGCCCGAGGUGGUUAUGGAUGUGGGACUGACCCACGAGAGAAUCUUGGAGUGGAACUCGUCCGUGAGGAACCUGACUGUACGAGUUGCAGCCUACACAGGGGCAGGCGACGGGCCCUGGAGUCACGCUGUCAUGGUUGCCCCAUUGGGUUUCGAUGAAUUUUCACCGCAGGCUCAGCCAGUAGAAAACGCUACCCCUGCCUUCUCCUGGCACUGGUGGUACGUGGCGAUUGCUGUGGCAGUGGCUGCUGCGGCCGCCGCCUUCAUCAUAAUCUUCUUGACACGGAUAAGGAAGAAGGAAACGCGCUAUGGGGAAGCGUUUGAACCCAGCAUGGAGCAGGGAGAACUGGUGGUCCACUACCGGGUCCGCAAAUCGUAUAGUCGCCGAACCACCGAAGCCACCUUGAACAGCCUGGGGAUUAGCGAGGAGCUGAAGGAGAAACUGCGAGACGUGAUGAUCGACCGCCACAAGGUGGCACUGGGGAAAACCCUUGGGGAAGGAGAAUUUGGCUCCGUCAUGGAGGGCCAGCUCAGCCAAGACGGGGCAGUCCUGAAAGUCGCCGUUAAGACCAUGAAGAUCGCCAUCUGCACCCGCAGCGAGAUGGAGGACUUCCUCAGCGAGGCGGUCUGCAUGAAGGACUUCGACCACCCCAACGUCAUGAAGCUGAUCGGAGUCUGUUUACAGAACACAGAAAGCGAAGGGUACCCCUCCCCGGUGGUCAUUUUGCCCUUCAUGAAACAUGGAGACCUCCACAGCUUCCUGUUAUACUCCCGGCUCGGGGAGACCCCACUGUACCUGCCCACACAGACACUGGUCAAGUUCAUGACGGACAUUGCUAGUGGGAUGGAGUACCUCAGCAGCAAGAACUUCAUCCACCGUGACCUGGCUGCCCGCAACUGCAUGCUGAACGAGAGCAUGACAGCCUGCGUCGCCGACUUUGGCCUCUCCAAAAAGAUCUACAACGGGGACUAUUAUCGGCAAGGCCGUAUCUCCAAGAUGCCCGUCAAGUGGAUCGCCAUCGAGAGCCUGGCGGAUCGUGUUUACACCAUCAAGAGCGAUGUGUGGUCGUUUGGCGUCACCAUGUGGGAGAUAGCAACGCGAGGCCAGACACCGUACCCCGGUGUGGAAAACAGUGAGAUUUAUGACUACCUGCGCCAAGGCAACCGUCUCAAACAGCCAAUCGACUGCCUAGAUGGCCUAUACGAACUCAUGAUGAGCUGUUGGGCCCUCAACCCACGUGACCGUCCCAGCUUCGAGGUCCUGCACGGGGCCCUGGAGAAGAUCCUCAAGUCCCUCCCUCCCGCCAAGGACCCCGAAGAGAUCCUCUACGUCAACAUGGACGACGGGGUGGCGGCUGAGGAAGUGGAGCUGGGGGCCGUCGGGGGCCUGGGCGCUGAGGAGCCCCCCGCCAAGCAGAGCCAGGCCCUCAAGCCUGCCGUGACGAUGGCCGAGGUGCACCCUCCCCAGGCGGUCGGCCGCUAUGUGAUGUGCCCCACCCCGCACGAGAGUACCCGGCUGCUGACUGAUAGCCCCAGCCGUGCCGCCACGGAGGAAGGGGCUUGACUUAGACCCCACAGUUGGAGGGAAGGGAGGUUACAAGCAACCCUACCGCCAGAGUCCCCAUAGCGUUCGGAAAGCCCCACCUCUGUGAGGAGGGGUUUUGUUGGACACCCCACAAACCUAUCACCGCCCCCUCUUUCCCAGAACGAACCACUACCCCCAGGUCGUCUGGCCGCACUUUCCCUUCAGGGGUGAUAUCUGGGGGCUUCCUCCCCCUGGACGAACCUCUCCCCUUUUAUGGGUGGGCUUCAAACCACUGAGUCCUUGCGGACGACUUCCUUCCCUACCCGCACCCCUCGCCAGUCCUUUCCAACACAAACGUUGGAGGUGCACGGAGAGUCCUUCUCAGAUCACAGGGGGAAAGGGGUCCAGCGGGAGGGCACGACGGGUCACCUGACACAACUCGGGUUGCCCCUUUCCCCCUCCCCACACGUAAAGGGGACGCCGCAACCUCUGCUCUGUGGUUCCAUUUUAGCUGGCUGCCACCCAGCUAAGGUGAACGAGGGUGGCCGCCCUCCCGUUUCUCUGCUGGCCCCAUUCCUGCAUCUUGAUACGCAGCGGCCUGUCCGGGAGCUGCCAGGCUUCCGCAACCGCAUUUCUGCAUCCCCGGCUGCUGUUCAAGCACGGGAGUGGGGCCAGAGCGAAGCCAGCCACCCGACACCAGGUGCUCUUGGCAUAGCCAAACGAGAGCCGUACGGGCCUUCCUCCCCUUCGGCUCUCUCUAGUCCCUUCCUUUUUUCACUGCCAGCUGUUCCACUGCCAGGACAACCCUACCC